Strongylocentrotus purpuratus (purple sea urchin) is the source of this 3248-nucleotide messenger RNA. Its product is annotated as UDP-glucuronosyltransferase 2C1. The record is from RefSeq and is a predicted model, not a curated record. Gene Ontology annotation, molecular function: UDP-glycosyltransferase activity. The coding region runs from base 398 to 2020 and encodes 540 amino acids. The transcript has 8 exons. Lineage: Eukaryota; Metazoa; Echinodermata; Echinoidea; Camarodonta; Strongylocentrotidae.
AUCAGACGGACUCUACCUACCUUCAAGUGCAACGUACGAACGAAAGCUCGAAAGAUCACUUUUCGUGACCUUUUCUUCCUGCUGGCCUGGACCCACGUACACUUGUGUCUGUGUCAACAGGCCUUAUUCAAACAUUCAAGUUCUCGUUCAAUGUGACCAUGCACACAUUGCAGCGAGUAUCACGGUUCGCAAAUACAUGGAGUGCUCGUUAAACAUUGGUGCAAUGAUUCAGCUCAUUUUCAUAGCUGUAAAAUAUGAAUGAUCACAGAACAUUGUGCCCAGGUAAACAGAUUGAUUUGAGAGCCGUGAUAGAGAAGACAGCAGAGAGGACUGAGAGGAGUGUCAUACGUAGACAAAAUUACACCAGAUUGUUGAAGACCAUUAUCUACCGGCGACUAUGGCAUCAUUCCGCUUCCCCGUCGUGCUUGCAAUGGGCAUGGCAUUGAUUAUGGUCAUACCGAGAGCGAACGGGGCUAAAUUUCUGGCAACGUUGUUUCACCCGAUGGCACAAGCCUCACAUAACCGUUUUGUAGGCGGCAUCACUACCAGUCUCAUCGGCCGAGGCCACGAAGUCACCGUCCUUGCAGCAGAUACGUAUGAUUUCAAAGGCCUCAAAAAAGACGUUGCCGCUACAAGGGUGCUCACGUUUAAGGCCCAAACGCCCUCUUCGGUUAGGAAAGAGAUGGGAAAGGCGCUGUCCGCUGAUCAAGCCAGCAAUCCUACGUUUCAGCUGCUAUCGGAAUUAGCAAGAUUAGCAAUGAUGUUAAAGGCACUUAAUUACAUCGCAGUUCAGAACUGUGCGGAUAUGUUCGACAAUCGUGACGUCAUGAAUGGCCUCCUGAAGGAGAAGUUUGAUCUUCUUCUCGUGGAGAUGUUCGAACCCUGCGAUGCCUUGUUGGCGGAAUAUCUUAAUGUACCAUUUGUCGUUAUGACGGGGUCACUUCGUCAUCCUGUAUUCAACGAGCACAUCUACAACAUUCCCAUUCCUUCAUCGUAUGUGCCAUUUAAUCCUUCUGGCGCCCUCACCGACGAGAUGAGCUUUAGCCAAAGGUUGCAGAACUUUUUAGAGGCUAACGUUUUCCGGAAGCUACUUGAUUACAUGCAGAUAUCCUCCUUCCGGACCAUACAGUUGCAACAUAACAUCGGUACGGCAUUUUCGGUCAGGGAGCUGAUAGGGCGAGCUGAGCUUUGGUUAUGCCACAUUGACUUUGCCCUUGACUUCCCGCAUCCCAUCGCUCCGAACUGGAUCUCGAUUGCCGGCUUGUUGUCUGAUGCGGAGACAAAGCCACUCCCUAAGGACCUAGAAGACUUUGUGCAAGGGUCUGGGGAUCAUGGCGUCAUUGUUUUCAGUCUGGGUUCAACGGAUAUGAAUCUCCUGAACUCAGAAAACGACGAACUCUUCGCCAAGGCGUUCAGUCAGCUACCCCAGCGAGUACUCUGGAAAUAUAUCGGCUCUCCACCCCGUUACCUUGGUAACAACACCCGCCUUAUGUCAUGGCUUCCACAGUCCGAUCUCCUAGCUCACCCCAAGACGAAGCUCCUAUUUUACCAUGGGGGAAUGGCCGGAGUCUAUGAAGCGAUGCAUUUCAAGAAGCCCAUGGUCCUCCUUCCCCUAUUUGCCGACCAGCCUGGCAUAGGUGCUCGAAUCGAGAAGAAGGGAAUGGGGGUUGUCCUGUCGAAAUCCUCUCUUUCGGUCGAGGCAAUCACAACAGCAAUUCGGCUAGUCCUUACAGAUCCUAGUUACAAAACCAACGUGGAGAAGUAUGGAUCCAUCAGUAAGGAUACUAUCGUGAGCCCGAUGGAAACCGCCAUGUUUUGGAUAGAACAUAUCAACAAAUUUGGCGGCUCGCAUCUCAAAUCACGAGCUGGGGAGCUGAACUUCAUCACUCUCAACUCACUCGACGUAGUAGCUUUCAUCCUCAUCAUCGUCCUACUAGGGUUGUAUUUAGACUAUGUGAUCCUUCGUUCAUGUUAUCGUUUUAUGUGCGGUAGGAAAACUGUGAAAACUAAAUCAGAUUAACUAUUAUAGAAAACGAUGCACGAGAAUAUUAUAGAAAUAUACCUUGUUGUCUCGUUAGACAAGACACUGUCAUUUUUUUAGAGACGGAAAUGUAAAUUUGAAAUUGAUUUUAUGUUAUAUGAUUUGUGAAUUAUUGUCAAGAAGCCAAUUAAGACAAGAAGAGUUUUACGUUUAGAUUACAGAGUAGAAUUUAUGGACACCAUGCAAAAUGUAUUAGAUUAUAAUCAUACAUCGAGGAGAAUUCAAGACAGAUGACGCGAUUACACUUUAGUCAUGAGCUGAAAAUACACAUCUUUUGACAACGGAGAAACAUACAGGUCAGUAUUUCUUCGGAAUAUAUUUGUGGAUGUAUAAUCAACGGACAUAAUGUGAAAAAGAAUGAAUCUUGAACCUUGAUCAUUGGGUAUAUGCAGUAGCUAUUUAGGCUCAUUAUGCUUGUCCUUUUUAGAAAAAGAAUUGGUAUGUGACGUAAUUGAUUCGAUCAAUAAUUAUUUAUAUAAUGAUGAUUUUGAAAAGAAAACUAUGUGAGAUAAAGUCUGCAAUAUAAAAUGUGUAUCUGUGUGAAUGAAUGUAAUUAUUGGUACGGGUUUCUCUGCUCCCUUUCAACCACACGCACACGCACACGCACACGCACGUAAACAAUCUCAUAGUAACGCAUCGUCAGAUUAGCUGUGGAGCAGAACUCGAUAUACAUGAAGCUUUUAUCUUUGCUGUCAUACUAAUCAAGUUAUAUGCUCACUUUCUGAUUCUUCGUUACCGCUGUUUAGGCAGAUACAAGAAAAUCAAAUCGAAAUCAGACUGAAACAUUAAAACAUUUCGCAUUUACGACACUGAGUCGGAAACAUACAGUUCAGAGUGGAGAGUAUUUGUAAUCCGACAAAAUUUGAUCUGAAUCUGUUAUGAACAAAACAACUUCAAAAACAUUUAGCUGAAGGUCUGACUACAUAAUGAUUUGCUCAUUUUGUAUGAGCUAGCGCAAUGCCACGAUAUUGAUUUAACUGACUAAAUUGCGAUCCACUGUGUUCGUAGGAACAAGUAAUAAAUGGCUUGAUUAGUUUUCAUGCAAAACAUACUUGCUCAAUGGGUGUGCAUAACUUAUGUUUGUCUAUCUUACCAUCAAGUAAUUAAUAAUGAGACUAUGUUUAAAUUUGUGACAAUAUCUAAAGCAAUGCACGUUGAUAUUUUAAUAAAGUUUUCAUAGCGGAAUAUAGGAAAUACUAAUUUUCUG